Molecule: messenger RNA, 533 nt
Organism: Cucumis sativus (cucumber)
Lineage: Eukaryota; Viridiplantae; Streptophyta; Magnoliopsida; Cucurbitales; Cucurbitaceae
Product: actin-depolymerizing factor 7
Exons: 3
Coding region: 120-533 (137 amino acids)
Biological process (GO): actin filament depolymerization
Cellular component (GO): actin cytoskeleton; cytoplasm
Molecular function (GO): actin filament binding
Source: RefSeq, a predicted model, not a curated record
CUUUUCAUUUUCAUCUCUCACAUUUCUCCUCUUCUCUCUUUUCUUCCAUUAUUCUUCCCUACCCUUCUUCCUUACACCCAUCUUUCUCCCCCUUUCAUACACAUUCUUCAUACACAAAAAUGGCGAACGCUGCUUCUGGAAUGGCUGUAAGGGAUGAAUGCAAGCUGAAAUUUUUGGAGUUAAAAACCAAGAGAAACUAUCGGUUCAUUAUAUUCAAGAUUGAGAAUCAAGAAGUUGUUGUGGAGAAACUCGGAAGCCCUGAAGAGACUUAUGAUGAUUUCUCUGCCGCUAUUCCUGCUAAUGAGUGUCGCUAUGCUGUCUUUGAUUUUGAUUUCACUACCGAUGAGAACUGCCAGAAAAGCAAGAUUUUCUUCAUUGCAUGGUCCCCUGACACAUCAAAAGUGAGAAAUAAGAUGGUUUAUGCAAGCUCCAAGGACAGAUUCAAGAGGGAAUUGGAUGGAAUUCAGGUGGAAUUACAAGCCACAGAUCCUAGCGAAAUGAGCUUCGACAUAAUCAAGGCUCGAGCAUUUUAA